This is a messenger RNA of Maudiozyma barnettii, 1530 nucleotides long. It is a transcript of the gene DIG1, whose product is annotated as Dig1p. The record is from RefSeq and is a predicted model, not a curated record. Lineage: Eukaryota; Fungi; Ascomycota; Saccharomycetes; Saccharomycetales; Saccharomycetaceae. The coding region runs from base 1 to 1530 and encodes 509 amino acids. The transcript has a single exon.
AUGCCUGAACAAGGAACGGUGACAACCAAUGACAAGAAGAUUCCAUCAGGUACAGUUAUCGAUGAUGCCCUGGUGCCUACUACAACUAACUCGACUUCGACGUCAAGUAACGGGAAGGAAAACUCGAGUCCCUUAAGAGGUAAACAGAUUCAAAAGUCUCCUACUCCUCAGAAUAGAUCCUUGCCAGUAUUGAGUAGAGCAGACACCGGAAGAGAACAAAGUGUGAAUAGUACUAGUAAUAGUAACACGUCUACAGCAGCUGCAACCACUUUGGUAAAUAUGAAUUUAACAGCUGCUCCUAUUUCUGUGCCUACUACAAUGCCACAAUCUGCUACAUCGAGAAGAUAUAAUAAUAUAGAAGAUAUUAUUACACCUACAGUGACUGAGACACCAGCGUUACCAACAAGUGAAACUAAACAAAAUGAAUUACAAGUAAAACCGAAACGUAAUUCGUUACGUAGAGCCAAUAUCCCACCACCAUUGGGGUUACAACUACAAAAUGAUCAUACAACGUCAGGGGCAUCUUCUGCACCUGAACCUUCAAAAAAUAAUAAUAAUAAACUUCAUAUUCCAUUAGAUCCACAAUCUGCGUCUGCUAGACGUUUCUCGGCUACCACUACAAAAACUGGCGGAGUCUCGAAACUAAGAGUUAGAUAUUUAGGUAAAAUGUCAAGGUAUCCUGCCAACCAUAAUCCUAAUUCUACUUCCAACCCUAAUCAUAACGUACCACUCAGAAGGCUAUCCCAGAGUGGUGUUCCACCAGCACAAAUGCAGGCCCAAGCACAAUUAAAUGCUAUGCUACUGUAUAAUCAGCAACAGCAACAACAAUACAUGGCUACAAUGAUGAUGAUGGGAAUAUAUCCCUAUAUGUAUAACGAAAACGUACAGAUGCCAAUGCCACCAAUGCCACCAAUGCCAAUGCCGAUGCCGUUGGGACACCCUCCAAAUCAACCUCCUGUACCGAUGGAUAUGAAUACAGCACCAAGAUCGGCAAUGCUAUCAAACUUUCCGCCACAGACGUAUCCAUAUUUUAGAAACCAAGGUACUAUAGACAGUAGUUCAUCAAGUUUAUUAAGUAAAGGUUAUCAAGGAAUAGAUAACACUCUUCAUAACCACCAAAUACAGCAGCAACAGAAUCAAAUACAACAACAAAUACAACAACAACAGCAGCAACAGCAACACCAAUACCAACACCAAGCUUCUGCACAACCACCACAUUUAGAACAAAAUAGUUCACCUCAUAAAGAACACUUUGAUCAAGGUGAUGUAGAAAACGAUGAAGAAGAGGAAGAUGACGAAGAAGAGGAAGAAGAAGAAGCAGAUUUAGCAAUCGAAUCUGAUGCUCUCCCAACACCAAUCUUUACCAGACGUCCAACACCACCAGAGAUGAUGCAAGGUGAAAUCAGAAUCAUGCAAAACAAGUUUUCGUUCGAGUUCCCUGUCACCAACCCUGCAAUCGAUAGGAAAAUGUUCUUAAGCAUUUGUAACAAGAUAUGGACAGAAUCUCGCGAAUUGGAAAAGGAUAUAUAA